Diplodia corticola is the source of this 1443-nucleotide messenger RNA. RefSeq names its product fungal fucose-specific lectin. The record is from RefSeq and is a predicted model, not a curated record. Lineage: Eukaryota; Fungi; Ascomycota; Dothideomycetes; Botryosphaeriales; Botryosphaeriaceae. The coding region runs from base 1 to 1443 and encodes 480 amino acids. The transcript is spliced from 3 exons.
AUGCACUCGCCCCCGGGAACACCCCCGCCUCAUGGCACGCUUGAGGUCGACGUCACCGCUCAACGUGACAAUGAACGUCAGGCUCAACUCCAACACAGCAGCAGCAAUCUCCUCUCCGAAGUAUGGGUGGCGGCGUCAGACAAGGAUGCGAAUGCGCCGCAACUCGUAAUGGACGGAAGUUUGCCCAUCCCAAAGGUUGCGGAUGAGAGUGCACCGCAGGUCAUCGACACGGACACUUUGCCAGAAGCCAUCAUCAUCGAGGACCAACGAAGGCCGCCGCCACGUCGCAUCUGCGGACUGAAAAAGCGCACUCGUUGGAUCCUCGUUGCUGUUUCAGUGGCGGCAAUCGUUGCCAUUGCCGUCGGUGCUGGAGUCGGGGCUUCGCGAUCCAAUUCCAAUUCCGGCGACGACUCGGCAGAUGGCGACAUGAGUCUUCUCUCAACCUCGAAUCUCGCGGCCGCAAACUUCACCACAGACGGCGUCGACUUCCACUGCGUUUACUACCAGCUGGAAUCAAAGCAGAUUUACCUGUCUGUUUGGAACUCGUCUAGUGAUGUCUGGGCUGCUUAUCCCGUCGUGCUGGAUAGAAGUGACGUGUUGAAAAACACGCCCAUAGCUGUUGACAUCCAACGGAAGAGUGACAACGUGCAUAGACAUCACGUCUUCUACUAUGGCGCAGACAAGACGAUUCGCGGAAAGGCAGCCGAUACUCCUUAUGCAGCGAGUUGGGAUGACAACAACGGCUUCGACGCAGAAAAGUACAGUGGAGACGUCAGUUCGCUCACUUCAUACUCGAAGGAGUGUGAGACAUGCUACGCUGCAAUUUCCAUCGUCUAUUACGAUGGGAGCCUGCAGUGGACAAGUCCGAAGGCCGACGACAGUGGCCAAACAGCCUGGACUCAGACUACUUUGCCAUCAGGACUACCCAAGCCUGCAGACGGCACACGGCUGGCAUUGAAGCCUCUGUACAACGGCACCACCGGAAAUGGAAAAUUCAUCGCCAUGUUCAUGACCACCAACGCCAAGAAGCUGGCGAAACUGCUCUACAAUGGGCCACAGGACAGGUGGGAGGGUGAGACCUUGGACGUCAGCCUCUCGGCCAAUUCCGCCAUCGCCGCCUUCACAGCUGGCACAUUUGUCAACGGCAGCGACUCCAAGUCCAACUAUACCAUGCAGGUCUUCAACACGCAUCCCGGCGAGGCGAGUGGAGGCGUGACGCUUUCUUCGUACUCGUCUAGCUCUUCUACCUGGAAUUCUUCAUUGUUGGAGUCUGGCUUUGAAAAGGUUCUGAACAGCUCUGGAAUCGCUGCGAGUCAGGCAGGGCAAGUGUACGGCACUGUGCUGUCUGACGGCGGAAGACCGCAGUUGAUUGAGUGGGUGUGGGACAUGGGGAACGGUACUUACACCUUGACAGGUGCGGUAAACACGACCGUCGCCGAGUAG